Molecule: messenger RNA, 1017 nt
Organism: Trichoderma harzianum CBS 226.95
Lineage: Eukaryota; Fungi; Ascomycota; Sordariomycetes; Hypocreales; Hypocreaceae
Exons: 2
Coding region: 1-1017 (338 amino acids)
Molecular function (GO): protein binding
Source: RefSeq, a predicted model, not a curated record
AUGACAGCUUCCAUCAUCUCCGCUCGUUGGACCAAGCUUGUGGCGACCCCUCGCCUCUGCCGUUCUUCGCAUAUCUUGUCGGCCGAUGCCUCUAAAAUCUUCAUCUUUGGCGGAGAACUCCUGCCCCGACAGCCCGUAGACAACCAUGUCGAUCUAAUCGAGAUCGAUGCAGAGUUGAAAGCCCAAGUCAACACACUGCCAGCACCAGACAAUGCACCUUCAGCACGUGUUGGUUCAGCUAGUGUCACCGUUAAUGGAAGCAUCUGGCUCUUCUCCGGACGUGGAGGUCUAGCCAUGGAUGCGGUUGAAGAAAAUGGAAGCCUCUGGCGAUAUGAAGGCACAAGCUCCACUUGGCAGCAAAUUCUCACCAAAUCGGCAACAUAUCCCACGUCCCGCAGCUACCAUGCAAUGGCAUUUGAUGGUAAGCAAACCAUCUAUCUUCACGCGGGUUGCCCAUCCCAAGGCCGACUCUCCGAUCUGUGGGCCUUUGAUACCGAGACUCUUGUAUGGACUGAGCUUCCAUCUGCUCCCGGGCCUGCACGAGGAGGAACAUCAAUCGCUUUUUGCGAAGGCAAACUUUAUCGAAUGGGUGGCUUUGACGGAAAUUCAGAGCAAGGAGGCGAGCUUGACAUUUAUGAUCCAGCAUCUCAAGAGUGGCAUACUAUCACAUUCCCCUCUGAUGGCGUCCAAGGACCAGAGGCGCGCAGUGUAGCAACUCUUCUCGCAGUCCAAUUGCCAAGCAACGAAAAUGCUCUAAUCACCAUGUUUGGAGAGCGAGAUCCUUCGUCUCUUGGCCAUGCUGGAGCUGGAAAGAUGCUAGAUGACGUAUGGGUUUUCAAUGUCAAAUCCUCGACAUGGAGCAAAGUCUCAUUCCCCGAACAGAAUGCCCCAGCAGCUCGAGGAUGGUUUGCCGCAGAUGUCAUGACGCAGCAAGGCGGGGAUGCGGUAAUUGUUCAAGGGGGUCUUGCAGAAGACAACACUAGAUUGGGAGACGCAUGGAGGCUGGACUUUUUGUAA